Molecule: messenger RNA, 1679 nt
Organism: Mytilinidion resinicola
Lineage: Eukaryota; Fungi; Ascomycota; Dothideomycetes; Mytilinidiales; Mytilinidiaceae
Product: tRNA-guanine transglycosylase
Exons: 3
Coding region: 86-1516 (476 amino acids)
Molecular function (GO): tRNA-guanosine(34) queuine transglycosylase activity
Source: RefSeq, a predicted model, not a curated record
CUCUCCACAAAGUGCACUUCUACGCCAGCAUUAUUCUUCCACGACCUAAGUUUGAGCUAAUGAACUGGUAGCUUUAGUCUUCGCAAUGUCUACUACACUCUCAGAUCUUCCUCCCGAAAUGCGCGCCUUCACCAUCCUCAAAACCAGCACGACUCUUGCGCCUCGACUCGGCAGGCUUACACUACCUGGUCGGAAAGCUCUCGAGACCCCUCACUACCUUGGAAACACCUCACGAGGUGCAGUAUCACACAUUUCACAAGAUAAUUUUCAGAAAAACACGAGCAUCAAUGGCGUCUAUGUCGCACUCGAGGAUUUUGUAGAGAAGCUGCCUCGCCAAACACCUCCAUUAUACCAACUAGAAUCUCCUAAAGAUGAGUCGCCUCUUAGAGACUUUAUCGCUCUUCCCAAAGACACUGUGCUGGUCGUAGGCGCGCGCCGCGUACCCUGCAUACCAUGCCCGACCGCAAAUACCAAUAGCGCACUUAGCAUAUAUACCUCCGUAGGCUUCAGGCAGAUUAGCGCGGAAGACUAUGCCGCGGCUUCUCGAAAGGUCCGACCAGAUAUUGUCGUAGGGUUGGCAGACAUACCAUAUGGACAGCCACAACCUGGUCUCAAAAGGAUUGACAAAAUGAGUGAUAGGACUGAGGAAUGGACGAAGGAGCUCGUGUCCCAAAAGAAUGGCUUAGACAAGACGGCAAAGGCUCCGAAGGCUUCCUACCAGAUCUUCGCGCCUAUACUGCCUUUGGCAAAGGAGCUGCAGACGUGGUACCUAGACCAUCUGAUUGACGAUAUGUUGGAUGAUAUAUCUGGCCUCGCUAUCUACCAUGCACAGUUCCUUGCCGAUCUCCCAGAGCAAGUGCAGGAUCUCCCACGUUUAUCAUUUGAUCCGCCGUCGAGUCCGGGAGCACUGCUCUACCAGAUAUCGCUAGGCAUGGAUAUCUUUACUAUCCCGUUCAUCACCGAAGCUACAGACGCCGGCAUCUCUCUUGACUUCGCGUUUCCUCCCUCAAGGUCAGAGGUGUCUGGCGGAGAGGACGCUGGCAAGAAGUACACCUUAGGAGUCGAUAUGUGGCAGUCUGAGCACGCCCUCUCAGUCACCCCUCUUUCGGACAAUUGCAGCUGCUAUGCCUGCACAAAACACCACCGCGCCUACAUCCAGCAUCUGCUUUCAGCCAAGGAGAUGCUCGGUUGGGUCUUGAUUCAAAUCCACAACCAUGCCAUCAUGGACGCUUUCUUUGCGGGCAUUCGCGAGAGUAUAGCACGGGGCACAUUCGGCGAGGACAAAGUAGCCUUUGAGGCCUUCUAUAAGCCUGAAUUGCCAGAGAAGUCCGGUCAGGGCCCUAGGGUUCGUGGGUACCAAUUCAAGUCUGGGCAGAAUGAGACGAAGAAGAAUCCUGCUGCUUACAAGGUGCUGAAUGCCCCCGAAGAGAGCUCGUCAGAGGCCCCAACACCGAACCCUGAUGCUGUUGCUGGAGAUCUUGAGAAGAUUGGUUUUGCGGAGACAGCGAAAUCGUAGAUCUGUACAUACUACCUAGAUUGGCUCGUAUGUUAGAAGGUUAAACUAGUUCAAAGCUCGAUAUGAAGCUUCGUGCACAUGACUAUUGAAUAGUCCUCAUUGGUCAGCAAUGCAUCAACGAUAGCACUGUCUGAAGUGCUCCAAUAAGCCAUAUGAUUUAGGA